Messenger RNA from Gloeophyllum trabeum ATCC 11539, 2835 nucleotides. RefSeq lists its product as uncharacterized. The transcript has 7 exons. The record is from RefSeq and is a predicted model, not a curated record. Lineage: Eukaryota; Fungi; Basidiomycota; Agaricomycetes; Gloeophyllales; Gloeophyllaceae. The coding region runs from base 1 to 2835 and encodes 944 amino acids.
AUGUCUUCCUCAUAUGUGGGUGCACCUGCCACUUCAACUCGCCGUGCUCGAGGAUCCUCCCUUCCACCAUCCUCACCUCUCUCGUGGCUUGAGUCUUCCUCACCUCCUCAUGCACUGCCUGAAGCUAAUGGGCUGACAAUCGGAGACCUCAUGCUAUAUGUAUUUGAUCCACAGUCCAAAUAUCCAGAACGUUGGACAGGCUUCCUCCAACAUCCUUCACAAGUGAACCAGCUCCUCGACUGCAUCAGCAAACACAGCAGCUCGGCUGCACGCCAGACAGUCCGAUCAUGGGCAACCCAUGUUGUUGGUGACAUGGUCUGUCGUGAGGCUCAGCAAACCAUGGCAUUGGGGGUAUACCAGAGCCAUCGCAAACCAAUCGACAGGGACUACUUCCUUGGACUCGACCUCUCUCGUAUCCACUGGUACCUCGAGCUUGAGGCAAGUACCAUGAUGACUAUCCUGUCGGCAUUCACGACAUGUAGGAGGCACCUGACAACAUGCACGACCAAUCGAGCUGCUCAAAAACGUAAUAUCAUGACGUUUGCGGCUCUACAGUGUCUCAGUGAGUUCAGCCGCAGCAACAACUAUACCAAACGUAUCUUCUCGGUAUACUUCUAUGCGUCAGGUGCACAGCGGCAGACUCUGUCCAUUCUUUCACAUAUUGGUCUCACAGAGAGCUAUUCAAAUCUCAUCGACAAGUCACGACCGAUGAAACUCGCUACGGACUUAGACCCAGCUCCAUCAGCACCUGCCGCUCUCGCUGCAUCACAAGGGACUACGACCACACCAACAAAAGUACAUAUGGCAUAUCAUAUACAACCGGGCACUCUUCGACAGAUGUCUAUGUCCAUGUGCACUGUAGCCCGCACGGUUGCUGCCACAGGGCUGUAUGCAACAUGCUACGAUAACAUUAACAUGAUGCUCCAUGUCUCUGAACAGAUCUUGGGACGUAUGGACUCGCAGGAGAACGGGACAUGUGCGACUAUAUGGCCAUUGUGGAAAGCAGUCCCAGAAGAUUUGUCGCUCCCGGAGUUUGAGCAUCAGUUUGAUCGUGCAUCCCCACUUUCCAUCAAGGAUGACUUGCUCACUCCGCAGGAAAACAGCAUGUUACAUGCCGCAUUCGAGCAUACCAUCUUGGGUGCUAACUUCAAGAAGUAUGAAGCGGACUUAAAUCGGAGUCAGCCGUGUUCGGACCACAUCAUCGAGGUUCAUAAGACUUCCCUACAUGCAUUGCCUGCCAUGGAGAUUGAAGAGGUUACGAUAGUCGGAAAUGCCAAGGUUGUCAAGACUAUCCUCAAGGAGCUCGACGUUGACACGUCGACAUCUGCCUUUGGCCGCAUUGUACACAUCUUUGCUGGCAAUCAGUUGUCCAUUGCACAUCUACGGGCCAUUCAGAACAUCCAUGCAGGUCAAGAAGGCAGGUUUUUGGGCUUUGGAUGGGGUGUCUGGAUGCCUGGACUGUUUCAUGCCAAGAUAGCAGAUGCUCACAGUACACUAUUCACGCACUGGGGAAAGCCGAACAUGGGAACUAGCAAUCCUGGCUGUCUCUGGUUCCAUAAUACAUGCCUCCAUCAUGCCCCGAUUACUCUGACCUCAUUGCCGUCUUUCCAAACUUGUCGCGAUCUCAUCUUCACCUCACCCUAUUCCCAUGUCGUUCAUUGCUUGCUCCUGGUCUCAAAUGAGAGCAGUUUAGACAAUCUGGCAGCUUCCCUGACCCGAUGGGAGGGUUUACAGGAGCUAGCCCACAGAGUCUCACAACACUUUGUCAAUCCAAACAUGAUCAACAAGAUGUGCGCAGCUCGCAGUUCUGGUGAUGCUGGCGCCGGUGAUAUGGUCUUCAAGAAUGCGGUACUCUUCCUCUGUGAUGCCCUUCUCUUGCGUGAGUUCACAGAUGCGAUCAAAGCAUGGGCCCUGCAUUUCCGUGGAAAUGGGCUAACCAAAUAUGCCCACAAGAUGCUGCAUCUCAUACACAAUUUUGCUUAUGUUUGGCCUGAAUGGAUAUGUUGUGUAGUUAUGAAUAACUGGCUGGUGAAUCCCUCUGGCCAGCCGAACUCAUGGGUUGAAGUCGAUUUAAUGCAAGAGCAUAAGAAAAUUUGGAUCAAGAAUGUGUACAAGGCCCAUGGCAGCGCAGCAUCAUGGGAGUGGCUGGAGAUGAUGUCGCCAUGCGUGGACGUCCUGCGACAUCUCACUAACAAGAUGAAGCUACUGCUCAGUUUGGACCAGGGAGUCAAGCACGCUGAAGCCAAUCUCAAAAACGACAUCUCAUUGCUCAUGGCAAGUCUUGCAGAUCACGAGGUUUACGCGGUGAAGAAUGGUAGGAUCCUUGGAGAGGAUGAUGGACCCAUUAAGGACAUUGCAACAGUAGGCCUCGAGAACUUAAUGAAUGGCAAGAGUCCCUUGGACGAGUUUAACAAGGCAUUUCUCCGCCUCCAAGCUCGCCAGCGCAUUAGUCCAAUCACUGGUGAGCCACCUUCCAAUGUGGGCACUCAGGAUGAUGCAGGUGCCGCGGAUGGUGGUGCUGCUAGCAUGCCACGUUCUAUGUCCGCAGAUGAAUUGUGUAAUGGCACCCAUGACUCGGGUGUCAAUGAAGUCUCGGAUGGGGAACCAGACAUUGACGCUGAUGCCGAAAGCUGGUAUCCUGUUGACAAUAUUGAAGAUCUGGAUGGCCCAACACUCACAAGACUGUCCACAGAAGAUGUUGAACUGGAUAUGGAUGGGGAUAGUCAGUCACGGGAGGAAGAGGUCAAGGAUCACGAUAGUGAGGACGAGCAGCUCUUUAUGGAUGUUGACAGGGAGAUUGAGGACGAUGAUGCAGAUGAAUUUUGGGGGGCAUAG